AUGCUAUCUAUAGCAGGACAGUGUGGAAAUAGCAAUUGGGCAACUCUUUAUCCUAUUCACGAUCAAAUGUCACCAGCCCAAGCAACUGUCCUCGGCAUAGAUGAUUACAAAGCUGAUUUGAUUACUGAUGCGGAGCUGGUAACAAAGCCUAAGCGGGGAACGGCUUUCGAUCACUUUUCUCGCUGCUAUCAAGCUCGCAACUGGGUUUCCGGCAUUGAGGAUCGGUCCGCAGACCUGAGAUUCUUUACUCUGUCGUGGGAAGCAGAAGGAGAUAGCACAACGAACUUGUCUUUAUGUAUGCUCAAGGUGCUUCCAGGAGGCUUCAAAGAGAUGAUUAGCCUCAACAAGCCAGACAAGCCAGACCAGGCCAAUAUGACACCAGAAGAUGCAGUAUUAGGCCAUGUUCAGUAUCUCAACGCUUACAGUGUGGAGAUCAGCAUUGGCGCUACAAGUGUCUCAGACAUUAUCCAGGAAAGCGAGAGCAUAUGGUGGUUAUCUGACCUUUUUGAAGUCUCCUCUCGACUGAAACCAUUUUACAAGGUCAACUUCUGUCCUGAUCACUGGUCUUCAUCGAAUAUCCAGUUCAGAGAUCAGUGGUUACCCGACCUGCUCAACUGCGAGGCUUGCGAUGGGUACCUCAUGCUUAGCGACGCAUGUCUCAGCCCUACUCGUGAGACAUAA
Molecule: messenger RNA, 681 nt
Organism: Fusarium oxysporum Fo47
Lineage: Eukaryota; Fungi; Ascomycota; Sordariomycetes; Hypocreales; Nectriaceae
Exons: 3
Coding region: 1-681 (226 amino acids)
Source: RefSeq, a predicted model, not a curated record